This is a messenger RNA of Klebsormidium nitens, 3465 nucleotides long. NCBI's taxonomy places the organism in Eukaryota, Viridiplantae, Streptophyta, Klebsormidiophyceae, Klebsormidiales, Klebsormidiaceae. The record is from the annotation of a GenBank genome assembly.
AUCUGCAAUUAAAGUAAUCUGCAAUAUCUGCCACACUUGCAAAUUGGCAAGAAGUCAGGACGAAGUGGGCAAGGAAUGCAAGGAAUGCAAGCUAGGUACUAGGUGCAAGGGCAUCAGGGAUUGCUUGUCGCCUCCGCAAGCUUCAAAUGCAUAGGACCAGGUGGUGAGGACAGACUGAAGCGAUGUGAAGCGAUGGAUAUCCCAGGGGUUUAGAGGAAAUGGCGUGGAGGAGGUUGCACAGUAGCUUGGAUGAAAUCUUAAAAGCUUGAAGGCCAGAGCUUGUCCAUUACUGGUAAACUUCCAGUGCGGUUGAAGCUUGUCGAAGAUUCUGGUUCAAAGCGUCUCAAAGCGUCAGCUAAGGAGUUCGUCGUCAAGGCAUUGAUCAGCAACGAUGCACGUCACUUUGCCAUUCUGAUAGCAAUAGCUCGCUGCUGAUCUCUUCUAAUGCAAGGCCUACUCAACCUGUGAAUCAGAUUGAAGUCCAAUGGAGAAGCUGCCAGCGUCUGCUGACAGGCUGGCUGCUUUGAUGCCCUCCCUUCCAUCAGCAAGCAGGUUCACCACCAGCACAACCAAUGGCACAGCCAAUGACAGCUCUUCCGUAGGUAGACCUUCCGCAGACAAUGAAGACAGUGCGAUCAGGAAUGCAUCACAAGGCUCACUGGCCACAACUCCACCCCCCACGCCUGACACCACACCGCGUGUCACCUCCCCCACCUCCAUUGCUGCAGAGAACCGGAGUCGCGCGCAGCUUGCGGCAGAGCUCUCAAAAGUAGAACUGUUGAGGGCUGCCGCACGUGGCCCGGGGAAGCCAAAUGCACGAGGGAUUACCGGGCAGACCAGCACUGCGGCUGCUCCAACCAAAGCCCCGGGAGGGUCGACGCCCUCAGAUGCUGGUUCGAUAGCAGCAAGGAAAGACCAGAGAGAUCUGCAACAGACGGUUGGCCAGGCAAGGCAGCCACCAGCGGAUGACCACUUUGGAAGACUGAUUCCUGGUGUUACCUACCCUGCAAGUGUAGCCUGGGAUGAGCAGCGUCCCUAUCUGACUGGAGACUUUCUGGAGGCGUCAAGCAGCGGUUCCAGAACAGCGCAGGAAGGAAAGCGAUCAGUCUUAGGGACAGGGAAGUCCGGAGUUGGCAAGUACUCAUCAGCAGUUCAGGAGCUGCUUCUGAUAGAUGACUUGCUGUAUGCGAUGGGCGGAGCUGACGGGGAAUAUGUGCAGGCCAGGCCCAAAGCAGGCAAGUUGGGAGAGGUGGUCUUCAACCUUGAUGAGAGCAUGGAUCUCUCGCUGCGGGAGUUGGCUAAGCGCAUCCUGCCCCUUUGCGAGAGCUACCACCUGAUCGCCCACUUUGUGGAGGUCCGAUGGCACUACAAGCAUGGCCUGGUCAGCCAUGCGCUGGCAGCCGCGCUGAGAGGCCUGCUGCAGGACUACCUGAUCAUGGUGGCGCAGCUCGAGCACCAGUUCCGCCUGGGGAAGCUCUCCAUGCAGGGCCUGCUGUUCUACAGCCAGCCAAUGAUGGAUGCGUUGGGCAUGCUGGCUUCCGUUGUGAAGACAGCAUUGGAAGACCGUCUGUAUGGAGCUGGCCUUCUGAACCUGCUCCAGAACAAGGCUUCCGCACUGGCUGGGGACAAAGCGGCUCGAGCCCUCCUGCAGAAGCUGGUGCAAGAUGCUCGCGCCCCGUACUUCCGCAUUCUGGAGAGGUGGGUGUAUGGUGGCGAGAUCGACGAUCCGUAUGAGGAGUUCCUGAUCCAGGAGAAGAAAGAUUUCAAGAAGGAGGGCCUCCGAGACGACUACCGCGCGGGCUUUUGGCGGGAGCACUACGUGCUGCGCAGCGAGAUCCCCGCCUUCCUGGCAGCCACGGCCGAGACCAUCCGCACCACCGGGAAGUAUCUGAACGCCAUCCGGGAGUGCGGAGAGCAGAUCAAGGGUCCGGAUGCUGGCGAAGAUACGCGGCUGCACGCACUAGCGGACAGAGUCUUCCUGGAGCGGAUCAACCUGGCGCACAUGCGCGCAAGCCAGCAGCUGCUGGAUGUGCUCUUGCAGAAGGAGAACCUGAUGGGGCGGCUGCGAUCAAUGAAGCACUACUUUCUCCUCGAUCAAGGGGACUUCCUGGUCCACUUCAUGGACAUUGCGCGCGACGAGCUGCGGCUGCGCCCCGCCCAGAUCUCGGUGGAGAAGCUGCAGUCGCUGCUGGAGCUGGCGCUGCGCACCUCCGUCUGCUCCGCCGACCCCUUCCACGAGGACCUCACCUGCGACGUGGAGCGCCAGCAACUCAUAUCGCAGUUGCACAGCUCUCUGAGGUCCGGACCCGACGGGCGGCCCGUCCUUGACUUCACAUCCCUCGCUGAACCCGGGCCUUCCGAAGGGGCUCCCAUCAACAUAAGCGGGCUGGACACAUUCACCCUCGACUACAAGGUCCGGUGGCCCCUGACGCUGGUCAUCUCCCGGCGCGCUCUGACCAAGUACCAGUUCAUCUUCCGGCACCUCUUCCACUGCAAGCACGUCGAGCGGCAGCUGUGCCAGACGUGGCAGGUCCAUCAGACCAUGCGGGGCUUGAUGGGCUUCACCCUGAUGCAGCCGUCGUACUUCCUCUGCCAACGGAUGCUGCACUUCAUUCAGACCUAUCAGCACUACAUGACCUUCGAGGUCCUGGAACCGAAGUGGGCCACUUUCGAGUCAAAGGUUGCCACGGCCAAGACCGUUGACGAGGUCAUUGCGCUCCACGACGAGUUUCAGGACUCCUCGCUGAAGGAAUGCAUGCUCUUCUGGCCCCAGAUCCUCAAGCGUGUGGAGAAGGUGAAGAGGGCCUGCAUCUUUUACUGUAUGGUCACCCAGAACCUUGUUCCGGCGGUGUCGCUUCCAGACGACGACGACGAGGCGGAGCGGGGCAGCGCCUCAGGGCCGCCCUCCCGCAGACCGUCCGUCAAUAGCGCGUCUUCUGGAGGCGCAUACGCAGACUUCCGCGAGCAACACAAGCUGCGGCGAGAGCUUGCCAUUCAACACGCGUUGCAGGCUGCAGAGGACUCAGGCAUCGAAGCAAAGAUUCAAGAAGCGGAGACGGCCUUCAACAGGGAUAUGAUGGAUCUAGUAGUGGUGUUGAACUCGGCAUCUCAAGACGAGCCGUACUGUGCCCACCUAGCGCAGAGGUUGCAGGGCGUCGGGCAAGGGAUCGCCGAGUUUGGAAUGAUAUGAUUUGCUGGAAGAUUUCUGACAGAGGAGCCUUCCACAGUAGUACCAGUCCCUGAAACAGACUGCAGCCAGCUGUUAUUUGAGUUGCCUCGCCAUGUGCUUAUGAGUCUCUAUCUACGUACAGUCAGGUUUGAACCCUCGGUGUUUAUUACAUCGUUCGACACGUAACAUUGUCCUCGGCUAUGGUGGUUCCAUUAGUGCAAGCACCUGGCCGACCAACAAGUGCUCCUACUAUUCGCCUCAAGCCCGAUGUUCAAAGCCCCUUGCCGUCAGCUGAA